AUGGAAAAGUUAGCACAGAUAUAUGUCUCAGAAAUAAUUAGACUUCAUGGAACCCUGAUAAGUAUAGUCUCAGAUCGUGAUCCCAGGUUCACAUCAGGAUUUUGGAAAUCGUUACAAGAGGUAUCUCCUACUACCGGUAUUGGUAGAUCCAUUAAAGCUAAAAAGUUGAUACCCAGAUAUAUCGGAUUGUACGAAAUCCUAGAAAGAAUUGGGUCAAUAGCCUACCGCAUUGCACUACCUCCACACUUGUCAAAGGUACAUGAUGUAUUCCAUGUCUCCCAAUCGAAGAAAUACCAGCCGGACCCAUCACAUAUUAUAGAAUUAGAAGAGGUGGAACUACGAGAAGACUUGACUUAUAAAGCAGAACCAGAGAGAAUCCUUGAUGUCAAGGACAAGGAAUUGCGGAAUAAGACUACUAGACUCCUCAAAGUCUUCUGGAAGGGCAUGUCACAUGGGGAUACUACUUAG
This is a messenger RNA of Neltuma alba, 468 nucleotides long. RefSeq lists its product as uncharacterized. Lineage: Eukaryota; Viridiplantae; Streptophyta; Magnoliopsida; Fabales; Fabaceae. Bases 1 to 468 code for a protein of 155 amino acids. The transcript has 2 exons. The record is from RefSeq and is a predicted model, not a curated record.